Pseudogymnoascus verrucosus is the source of this 1257-nucleotide messenger RNA. RefSeq lists its product as uncharacterized. The record is from RefSeq and is a predicted model, not a curated record. The transcript is spliced from 4 exons. Gene Ontology annotation, biological process: spliceosomal complex assembly; regulation of mRNA processing; protein phosphorylation. Bases 110 to 1162 code for a protein of 350 amino acids. Gene Ontology annotation, molecular function: ATP binding; protein kinase activity. Lineage: Eukaryota; Fungi; Ascomycota; Leotiomycetes; Thelebolales; Thelebolaceae.
CAAAUACUCACGCAGUUCAACUCGCAUUAUUCCAAUAGCAAUGACUGUUUGUUACAUACCUCAGAGUAAUCAUACUCACCUAUAUUGUAAUAAUGUGCGAGCCUGAAUCAUGAACUCUAUUUCCAGGUUAGCGCAACUGUUUCUAAAACGACCACCAUCGCCUCUCCACCAGAUCCCUAUCGCAGGCUUCCAUGUGCUUAACAAGGGACAGCUGAUAGAAGAGGAGACGCUUCCACAUUAUUCACCAGCUCAAUUCUUUCCCAUUAAUAUUGGUGAGGUUUUAAAUGCUAGAUACCCAGUUAUUGGGAAACUAGGGUACGGCGGAAACUCAACAGCAUGGCUUUCCAGAGACUUGAAGGAGCAUAAAUAUGUUACUGUGAAAGUUUGCAGACUGGAAUGCGAACAAGUCAGAAGAGGGAUCGAUGUCUACAAACACCUGGACACUCUCGCAACAAGUCACGUUGGUGCUCUACUUAUUCGGGACAUGGCCGACUCAUUUGAUAUCAGCAAUGCACAUGGAAAAUAUCCAUGUAUUGUGCAUAAACCGUUGUCAAUAAGUUUGGCCCAGUUACGAAGUAAAUGCCCAAAUCGAAGGCUCCCUGUGAAUGUGUUGAAACCUGCUCUUGUCCAUAUUUUUCUGGCGCUCGAUUUCCUGCAUUCGGAAGCGAACAUGGUACACACAGACUUACAGGAGAGAAAUAUAAUCCUAGGUAUCGAGGAUGACUCCAUCCUCGAGGAAUUUGCGAGGAGCGAGUUGAGACAUCCAAGUCCACGGAAAGUUGAUGGAGACCGCAUUAUCUACAAAUCAAGAGACUUGGUGAUUACAAAAAAUCCAGGGCGACCAGUAAUCACGGAUUUUGGAGAAGCUAGAAUAGGUCAGCAGACUUAUGAUGAUGAUAUUCAGCCAUUCCAGUACCGGGCCCCUGAAGUAAUUAUGGACAUGCCAUGGAGCUACAAAGUCGAUAUCUGGAAUGUAGGUGUCAUGAUUUGGGAUUUGUUUGAGGACAAGAAUAUGUUCAACACAAGAGGACCUGAUGGUGUCCCUGAUAGUUUGUAUCACAUGGCACAUAUCACAGCGCUUUUAGGGCCAGCACCACUCGACUUUCUCGAGCGCAGCCGCAGCGAGAGAAGGCAGGAAUACUAUGAUCCGAAGGGUGAGUGAAUACUGACAUUGUCAUUAUGACGACCUGUGUUAAUGAUAGUGUCUAUGAAAGGGAUAGUUUUAAAUCCUCAAAAUGUAAUAUUUAAUUAAUCCGA